AUGAGAACUCUACUCCAUUUGACACUUUUGGCGUUCGCAGCGAUAGCGUCAUCAAUUUCGUCAAAUGAGAAGUACAAUGAUAAUUUAAGCUCACAGUUUGUCUACAACGUGGAUGGUAAGAAGUUACUCGCUACCCCCAGAUAUUCAGUACGCGACGACAAAUCCAACAGGGGGAAUAAUCAAGGCUAUGUAGCAAGAAACAAACAACCUGAAUACAUCGCAAGCAACUCUAAUUCUGAGUGUAAGGAAUCAACAGGCGUAACCAACAAUUACAAACAGGGAAUAAACGACAACGAUAGAGGAGACUACGCAGAUAUCUGGGACCUGUACCACUCAAAAAACUUGGACACCUUGAGGAGAAUGCAAAGUGGUAAUCAAGACAAAUAUGCGAAGAUCGACGUCGCGACCGACCGUUAUAAGAGGAUAGGGCGCCACGGCCUUGGGUUUGAGAGGCGUACAGCAUCUGCACACGGAUUGAGAGUACCGCUCACUAAGGAUCUGUUGCAAGUUGUGGGAAAAGUUCCGGCUGCGGUUGUUCCUGUUGCCCAACCGUAUCCGGUGCAGACGUAUCCGGUGCAGCCGUAUCCGGUGCAGCCAUAUCCAGUGCAGCCGUAUCCGGUACAGCCGUAUCCGGUGCAACCGUAUCCGGUGCAGCCAUAUCCGGUGCAACCUUAUCCGGCGCAACCUUAUCCGGCGCAACCUGUUCCGGUGCAGCCUGUUACGGUACAGCCUGUUCCGGUGCAGCCUGUGCCGGUGCAACCUGUUCCGGUUCAACCAGGUGCGGCACAGCCUGUUCCGGUGCAACCAAUACCAUUGCAACCUGUUGCUGAUACUACUUGGCCAGUGUACCCGUAUUCCUUUUACCCGGUCCGAAGCCAGCCAGCCAACGAUUAUUCCCAAGUCAUGAACAUAUACCCCCAGGGUAGUUUAGCGCAGCCUCAGUACUACUUGGUCCCGAUCUCUAAUCAAACGGCCAGUCAG
Messenger RNA from Iphiclides podalirius (scarce swallowtail), 981 nucleotides. The record is from the annotation of a GenBank genome assembly. NCBI's taxonomy places the organism in Eukaryota, Metazoa, Arthropoda, Insecta, Lepidoptera, Papilionidae.